UUUUAAAGCUUGCCUCACUGAAUAUAUAGACUAAAUCUGUUGAGCCAGUUGCUAAAAAUAAUGAGCUACAGAAUUGCUAGAUCUACUUUGUCAUUGACAAUAAUCAUAAUCACAUUUGCUCCAUCUUGUGAUGCCCAAAUCACAGAUAAUAUUUUAUCAAGUGCUGGCAAAAAAUUCAUGAUCGGUUUCCCAAGAAAUGCUGUUCAAUUUCCAGGAAUCGAUCCCGAGUUGUUCUUGUUUAUCACAAACCCGGAGUCAAGUGCUGUUAAUUUCACUGUCACUCCAAUUGAUAUCAGUGGGAAUGUUUCUAACUCUUCAACUAGGAUAUUCAUUCCAUCGAGUUUUGAGGUAUUUUCUGUUGAUGAAAGGAACAAGGGGAUCCUUGUUGAAGCUGACAGAGACAUCAAUUUGUAUGCGAUGUCUUUUCAUUCAGCUACUACAGAUGCUUAUUUAGCGUUACCCUGUUCUAAAAUGGCAGUUAAUGAAUACGAAUAUUAUGGAAUCUCCUAUGACACCAAUAACACUCCUAGUGUGAUUUUGUUGGUGGCUUGUAAAAAUAAAACUGUUGUCAAAUUUAAUUCCUCAACAAUAACACUCAAUAGUAUGGAAACAUAUCAGAUUGAAAGUGAUAAUGAUCUCACAGGAACAAGAAUAACUAGCUCCAAACCUUUGUCUGUGUUUAGUGGAUCUGAUUGUGCCAAUGUUCCUCAAAGUGUAGGCGCUUGUGACCACCUGGUUGAACAAGUGCCUCCGACUGUGACAUGGGGCUCAAAAUUCCUCGUGGCAUCUCUCGAGGGUAGAUCUUCUGGUGAACGUAUUCGUGUUCUUAGUGCCCGAGCAGCAAGUAUAGCUGUGAACUGCAACACUAACGUAUCAGUCAGUGAAUUCCAGUUGCAGAGUGGAGGGAGUUUCAGAGAGUUUGAAAUACCUAUUAACAGUUUCUGUAGUAUUGAAUCCACUUCUCCAGUACUAGUCGUCCAGUAUGCGUAUGGUAGGGAGAGGGAUGGCGUGGGAGACCCAUUCAUGAUGAUAAUCCCUCCAAUUGAGCAGUUUACAAAUAAUUAUUUUGUUGAAGCAGUUCCUCUUUUCUUAUCUAACUAUGUCACGGUAUAUGUUUCUUCCGAGUUUUUUCAAACUGCACAAAUAUUAUUAGACAAUUCCAUUGUUACUGGCUGGAGAAAUGUUGUCUGUUCAAGUGGAGAGGUUUGUGGCCACGUAAGUAGAACGAGUGUGUCUACUGGAGCUCAUUCUAUCCACCAUCAAAACAGCUCAGCUGUUCUAGGUGUUUCAGUGUAUGGAUUAAACUCAGACAAUUCUUAUGGUUAUCCUGGAGGCAUGAGAUUAUCUCCCAUACAAUGCAACUGUGGUCAAAAUUCUAUUUGUUUGAAUAACAGGGAACAGUUCAACUGUAGCUGCUUGAAUGGAUUUGUUGCUUCAUUUUCUAGAACAAAUGAAAUCGUCUGUAAUGCUAUAACCUGUCCUCCCUUGACUGCUCCUACCAAUGGCUUUGUGACAUACAAUAGUUCUUCUUCUAAUGAAAACGGCAACUAUGCUUUCAAUUCCAUGGCUAACCACAGUUGUGACACUGGGUUUGUUCUGGUUGGUAACAACACAAGGACUUGCACUGGAGAUGGUAGCAGCACUACUGGUGUUUUUGAUGGAGAAGCAGCAAUUUGUGAACGUGAGCAACUCAUCUGUAAUGGCGUGGUUCAGUGUGAAGCUGAACGUGAUUCUGUAUGGGGGCUGGUCUUCCCUGCUACUGUGGCUGGCUUUUCCUAUUCCCAGCAAUGCCCACAAAAUAGAAAUGGAACAACUUUAGGUACUGCAAAUCGUUUCUGUACAUUUGAAGGUGUGUGGGAAGCAGUGAAUAUUGAUAACUGCACUAGGGAAGUAUUUCUCUCACUUAAUGACAGGGCAAAUGAACUAUUUUCUAGAAAUGCAUCUCAGAACAAUACAUCUCAAAAUGAAGUUGACGACCUCCUUGUUUCUCUUGCGGAGGCUACUAGUGUAAAUGCAAUAGGAGACUCAACCAUAUUCCCUCAAGACCUCAGCACUGCUAAUAUGAUCGUCAAGUUAAGUGUGAAUUAUCUAGUUCAAAGUGUUAAGAUUGCUAGCCCCAUGUCUUCUCUCAAUUUUAGUGAAGAAGUUAUGAAUGUUCUCAACAAUGUUCUGGAUGAGAGGAAUACAGAAGGAUGGGAAAGAUUACAAAUGGAUUAUGCUGCUGAGAGUCAACAAUUGUUGUUGAGUGCAGAGUUAUAUGGUCAGUAUGUGUCAUUGGCACUAAGGAGUGAAGCUGUGGAUACAGGCAACGUGACUGAGAUCAAACUUGUGAGACAGAACAUCGUGCUAGCUGCAAUUGAAGUUGAUACCACUAGUUUGGAUGACAUUAUCUUUCCUGAAGUUGUCGAAGUCAGUCAAGAAACAGGCUCAGCUCAAACUGUGAUACCAGCUGCUCUUCUUAUAGAGAGAGGGGGGAAUGUUACAACAGUCAACAUUCUAUUUUCUAACUUGGAGGAUUUUCUUCCAAAAACCAAUCUUGAAAUGAGCACGACCAGACCAGUAUCACAGGUUAUUUCUAGUCAAGUCUUCUCCAAUGUAAAGUUAAAUAACUCCCAGACACAGGCAACAUUCAGAUUCACCACCCAACAGUUCUCUGAGGACGAAGUUGCUGAAAAUGCAAAAUGUGUAUUUUGGAGUGUUUCUAGUGAUGCGGCCAAAAGCAGGUGGUCCACAGAAGGUGUGAUUACAGUCAGUUUGGAUGAAGAUGAGCAAAUGAGAGUGUAUAAUAUUGUCUGUGAGAGCAGUCAUUUCACAGCAUUUGCUGUUCUAAUGGAUGUCACUGGAGCACUGAAUGACACAAUUCCAGAAAAUAGGUUUGCUCUAUCGGUGGUGACUUACGUUGGUUGUUCCAUCUCCAUCUUCUUUCUUCUGUUGUCUAUCCUCUAUUUCUUGACGUUGAGAAAAGAACUGCUGACCAAGGUGCAUAACUUCAUCCAUCUCAACCUGUCUAUUUCUUUGCUCCUUGGUUACGUGGUGUUCCUGUCAGGAGUAGAGACUGCUGUGGCCAGCGAGGGAGCGUGUGUGUUUGUGGCUGCUCUUCUUCACUACCUGUUCACUACUGUGUUCUUUUGGAUGCUGUGUGAGGGAAUCAUGCUCUAUCUGAUGUUGGUGCUUGUCUUCAACCGAAUAUUCAAGAAAUGGUGGAUAUUCUUUAUUAUUGGAUGGGGUGUUCCAGUGAUACCAGUGGCUAUAUCUGCUGGAAUUAUUCAUGACCAGUAUGGCACAGAAGAGUAUUGUUGGAUUGCCGUUGGUGCUGGUGAUAAAGGAGCCAUAUGGGCAUUUGUUGUACCAAUGCUACUAGUUGUUCUGGUGAAUGUGUUUUUCCUCUUGGCUGCUUUGCGCAGUGUCUAUAAUCUGAGAAAAUCAACCAUGCAAAAAACUGGGAAAAAGGAAUUUUUAAAAUUAUUCUCACAACUCUUCAAGGCCACUAUAAUUCUCCUUCCAUUGCUCGGGAUGACUUGGGUGUUUGGUCUACUUUCAGUCAACAGCAGCACUAUUGUGUUUGCAUGGUUGUUUUCUAUCUUUAACUCACUGCAAGGCCUGUUCGUGUUCAUCUUCCAUGUGCUCAGGAGUGAAAAGGUCAAAAACUUCCUAAAGCAGUGCAAAAGAAGCGUUGCAUCAAUUUCUGCCUCGGGAAAAAAUAAUUUGGUAUAGAUCUACCUUAAAUUCAUGUCUAGACAGGUGGAUCACCUAGUAUUAGUAUACAACCAGUAGGUUGUAUACAUAGGAUUGACAGUGCAUGUGCAGUUGUGUGUGUUUUCAAUUAUUGCACACAUUGUAAAAAUGUGCACACACAAAAAAUCUACUCUCUUUGGUUGUUGCACUAUGAACAGUAUGUACGUACGUCAGCAGGGGCGGAACCAAAAAAUAUAUACAUUGGUGGGGUUGUGGAACAGGGUGCGCCCUGCGUUAAAUCAUCUAACAAUCAUGUCUAGUAUAUUCUCCACUUAUAAAUUAACCGCGUAUAUAGUCUUGCAGAAGCUAGACCCGAUGUUUGCGAGACUAUACUUAAUUCACUUGGCUUUCUCCUACGUACUUCCCCCCACUAUCCCUCAUGCACUUAGUCUCCUACCCAACUACUUUUUUUGCCAAUACGAAGGUGGAUCCGAGGGCGUGAUGACUGACGUGGCCAGACAAGCCCACUCUCUUUCCUUUCUUCCCCACUAUAAUUAUAGCUAUAACCUAGUGAAACCCCUUAAUUCCCUUUUCCGCAUAAUGGCUGGAAUACAUGAACAGGGGAUUCUUAAUAUUUUUUCGGCUGCCUCAAAGUACUCUAGCUUGGAUCUACAGGACCACACCUAUAAUAGAGGUUGGAGGUUGGUACAAAACCGUAGUGUAUAUAUACCCUCGAUCGGUUACCUGUCAAAUCACGUCUCAGGGUGCGUGCUGAACCCUUUAAAAGUACCGAAACGAGGGGCCAUGGGUCCCUUUCGAACCCCAGUUAAAGUUUUAGCCACUUUGUGCGCUCUCUGUGACAUUUCUAUGAAUGCAGUAACGAGU
Messenger RNA from Halichondria panicea, 4560 nucleotides. Its product is annotated as cadherin EGF LAG seven-pass G-type receptor 2-like. Bases 61 to 3714 code for a protein of 1217 amino acids. The transcript is spliced from 21 exons. Gene Ontology annotation, cellular component: plasma membrane. Lineage: Eukaryota; Metazoa; Porifera; Demospongiae; Suberitida; Halichondriidae. The record is from RefSeq and is a predicted model, not a curated record. Gene Ontology annotation, molecular function: G protein-coupled receptor activity. Gene Ontology annotation, biological process: adenylate cyclase-activating G protein-coupled receptor signaling pathway; cell surface receptor signaling pathway.